UCUCUGAGUCAUGACGUAGUGAGUAUCGUGUGAGUAUGGCGGUAACGUUCCCUGUGUUUUCUGUAAGUUAGGAUUUUAGUGUUUCUCGUCCGAUUGAAAGUCUGCCAUCGACGUGACUCCCGUCCCUUUGAAAGGACUCAGGAUGAGCUUCUUCAGUAAAGUUUUCGGAGGGAAGAAAGAGCCGGUCGCUCCUUCGACGGCCGAGGCUAUUCAGAAGCUGCGAGAGACAGAGGAGAUGCUCAUCAAAAAGCAAGACUUCCUCGAGAGCAAAAUCGAGCUAGAGAUUCAAGUGGCUAGGAAAAACGGGACGAAGAACAAGCGAGCUGCGAUACAGGCAUUGAAAAGAAAAAAGCGUUAUGAGAAACAGUUACAACAAAUCGAUGGAACUUUAUCUACUAUUGAAAUGCAAAGGGAGGCUCUCGAGAGUGCUAAUACAAAUACGGCGGUACUAACUACAAUGAAAAGUGCUGCAGAUGCUCUUAAAUCGGCACAUCAACAUAUGGACGUCGAUCAAGUUCACGAUAUGAUGGAUGACAUUGCCGAACAACAGGAUGUUGCAAAGGAAAUUUCGGAUGCAAUUUCCAACCCUGUCGCAUUUGGACAGGACGUAGAUGAAGAUGAACUAGAGAGAGAAUUGGAGGAGCUCGAACAAGAAGAGCUCGAUAAGGAAUUGCUUGGCGUUGCUACUAGCGACGAACUUCCAGCUGUUCCUGCAAGCUCUGAACCUGCUGUUCCUGCCAAAGCUCGUUCUAAACCAAAAUCAAAGGAAGAAGACGACGAUCUAAAAGAACUUGCAGCAUGGGCCUCAUAAUAUGUUUAAAUCAAAUGCUGCUAUAAUUAGGAAGUUAUUCAGCAUAAUAUAGCGCAUAAAAGAUUUUCCCAAAUAUCAAUCUGAAUUUCUCUGUAUUAUAAUCCUCAAGAAAGCGAGCGUACAAUUUAGAAUUUUUGUGUGUGAUUAAACGCAAUAUUUCUGUUUCGGCGAUCUUUGCUGGAUUAAUUAAUAUAUCAGUGGAUUACUUUAGGGAACUUAAGAACUACAUGUUAAUAAAUGUCAAACAUUAUUCUAACAUGUGAAAGGUAUAAUAUAUUCCAUUUUCGUAAACGUAUUCGGUAUUAUUAUCAAUUUGUUAAUCGCUUCUAAUAGGCGAAUGUUGAUUUAUUGUCAUGCCUAAGUAAUGGGACACACAAUCUCUGGACAUUGACGAUGUUAAAGAAUGAAAGCAGACAAAAGUUAAAUUACACCCGCGUGCCUAGCAAAUGAUUGUAUCUAACUAUAUGACUGCAACCUAAGCUUGAAUUUUAUAUUAAUGUAUAUAAAUACAUAGCUUUCGACAGUG
Messenger RNA from Orussus abietinus, 1337 nucleotides. It is a transcript of the gene shrb, whose product is annotated as charged multivesicular body protein 4c. NCBI's taxonomy places the organism in Eukaryota, Metazoa, Arthropoda, Insecta, Hymenoptera, Orussidae. The transcript is spliced from 4 exons. Gene Ontology annotation, cellular component: multivesicular body; cytoplasmic side of plasma membrane; ESCRT III complex. Bases 143 to 811 code for a protein of 222 amino acids. The record is from RefSeq and is a predicted model, not a curated record. Gene Ontology annotation, biological process: late endosome to vacuole transport via multivesicular body sorting pathway; vesicle budding from membrane.